Messenger RNA from Elephantulus edwardii (Cape elephant shrew), 851 nucleotides. RefSeq names its product dual adaptor of phosphotyrosine and 3-phosphoinositides (gene DAPP1). The record is from RefSeq and is a predicted model, not a curated record. The transcript is spliced from 9 exons. Lineage: Eukaryota; Metazoa; Chordata; Mammalia; Macroscelidea; Macroscelididae. Bases 9 to 851 code for a protein of 280 amino acids.
GAGCGCGAAUGGGCAGAGCAGAAACACCAGAAGGGAAGAUGAGUGGCCAGGAUCCCUCAGACCUGUGGGGCGGAUUGGAUGGAGACGCCGAGCUGCUCCAAGACUUGGGAUGGUAUCAUGGCAACCUCUCACGCCAUGCCGCUGAAGCUCUUCUUCUCUCAAAUGGAUUAGAUGGGAGCUACCUGUUAAGGGACAGUAAUGAAAAGACUGGGUCGUACUCUCUGUCUGUGAGAGCAAAAGACUCUGUCAAACAUUUUCAUGUUGAAUAUACUGGGUACUCACUUAAAUUUGGCUUUAAUGAAUUCUCAUCAUUGAAGGAUUUUGUCAAGCAUUUUGCAAACCAGCCUUUGAUUGGAAGUGAGACAGGCACUCUGAUUGUCCUGAAGCACCCUUAUCCGAGGAAAGUGGAAGAGCCUUCCAUUUACGAAUCUGUGCGAGUUCACACAGCAAUGCAGACAGGAAGAACAGAAAACGAUCUUGUGCCCACUGCUCCUUCUCUGGGCACCAAAGAAGGGUACCUCACCAAACAGGGGGGCUUGGUUAAGACUUGGAAAACAAGAUGGUUCACUUUGCACAGAAAUGAACUGAAAUAUUUCAAAGACCAAAUGUCACCAGAACCAAUUCGAAUCCUAGACUUGACAGAAUGUUCAGCUGUACAAUUUGAUUACUCACAGGAAAAAGUAAACUGCUUUUGUUUAGUAUUUCCAUUCCGGACAUUUUAUCUCUGUGCAAAGACAGGAGUAGAAGCUGAUGAGUGGAUCAAGAUAUUGCGCUGGAAAUUGUCACAAAUAAGAAAACAGCUAAGUCAAGGGGAUGGCACAAUCCGGUCUCGGUCAUUCAUCUUUAAUUAG